Molecule: messenger RNA, 1105 nt
Organism: Impatiens glandulifera
Lineage: Eukaryota; Viridiplantae; Streptophyta; Magnoliopsida; Ericales; Balsaminaceae
Product: NAC domain-containing protein 41
Exons: 3
Coding region: 367-1023 (218 amino acids)
Biological process (GO): regulation of DNA-templated transcription
Molecular function (GO): DNA binding
Source: RefSeq, a predicted model, not a curated record
UGAAAUUAUUUCCAUCUAGUUAAACUCUUAUUGGAUGGUUGUUAGGUAACUUGGAAGUUUGAAAUUUUGUGUUUUUCUAGUUAAGUCAAAAGGAGGAAACCUUUCCUGUUCGGAUGCUGUCUCAAGAAACAACUUCCAUCUUACAAGCAACCUUUUCUAAUCUCUCUAUUCUAUCUAUCUAUCUAUCUAUUGUACGUUACCAUUUUUUUUUUCAUUUUCUUUUUCAAUUACCAACCAAUAUACAUUUAUGAACGUCCUUUCCUUUCUUAUUUCUUACUUACUCCUCUUCUCUCUCUAUUUCUAAAGCAUGUGACUACUCUCUUCUUCAUUGAUGAAUGUAAACCUUUCUAGUAAAAACUUUUGAAAAUGGUGGAGAUGUUUUCCGAAAGCUUUCAAGUUACAAAUGGUGGAAUCAAUCUUCCAAUCGGGUUCCGUUUCCGGCCAACAGACGAAGAGCUCAUUGUUCACUAUCUGAAACGCAAAGCAUUAUCACUUCCACUGCCUGUCUCUGUUAUUCCUGUUGUUCAAGUUUUCCAUUCUAAUCCAUGGGAUUUACCAGGGGAUUUGAAGGAGAAAAGGUAUUUCUUUAACAGAGGAACAAGAAAAUGGGGAAAUAAUGAGAAGGUUAUGAUGAGUGAUGGAUAUGGUUUCUGGAAAGCUGUUGGGAAGGAGAAGAGUAUUAUUAAUUUUUCAGGGGUUGUUGGGAUGAGAAGGAAACUUGUUUUCUUCCAUUUGAAGAGCUUUGGUUUGCUAAAAUCUUCAUGGGUCAUGCAUGAAUUCAGACUUACUGAUUCCCAACAGAAAAUGGAGGCUGAUUGGGUUGUUUGCAAGAUUUAUGAGAAGAAAAAGAGGGUGAUUAAAUUUAAGGAUAAUCAUCUAAGGGGUUUUGUCUCUCUGGUUCCAACUUUGUCUUCUGGUUCGUGUUCAAGUGGGAUCACCGAGGAUGUUCCUAAUUUUGAUGAAUCAGAUGAUGGGGAAGAAGAAACUAGUGCUUUGAUCAUCACUUCUAAUCUCUCUCCUUAAUUAUUUGAUAUGUUUCAUUGUACUUCAUGUAGUCCAGAUCUCUUUAGUUAGACGAUGAUGUCUGACAAAUGAAAAAAGAAAA